This is a messenger RNA of Psammomys obesus (fat sand rat), 1346 nucleotides long. It is a transcript of the gene Nrip2, whose product is annotated as nuclear receptor interacting protein 2. Gene Ontology annotation, biological process: proteolysis. Lineage: Eukaryota; Metazoa; Chordata; Mammalia; Rodentia; Muridae. Bases 374 to 1063 code for a protein of 229 amino acids. Gene Ontology annotation, molecular function: aspartic-type endopeptidase activity. The transcript has 6 exons. The record is from RefSeq and is a predicted model, not a curated record.
CACGCAAAUCCACAGCCCACUCUGAGCAGGACCUCAGAGCUGGAUGCUUCGCAGCCUACCAGCUGCGGGCCCUGCUAGCCCUCCCUCUCCUCCAGGGCUGGGUUUUUCCAGCCAGAGCCUCGCUCCCUCUGCUGCAAUCUCUGGAAAUUGGUGUCUGACGAGAGGCUGCUCCUGCCUAUUAUUUAUUUAUUUCUUCUUUUCUUCCCGCUGAGACCCUCCUGUCAGAAGGAGAGCUGCAGUCCGGAGACAGAGAGAGGCAGAAGCUACAGAGAGAGAGAGAGAGAGAGAGAGAGAGAGAGAGAGAGAGAGCUGGGAGCAAAGAGGAGGUGGAAAGAGACUCCCGGACACCCUUGUCUGCUCACCCUAGAGAAUCAUGAGCACUGGGCAAGAGGCCAAGAGAGAAGAGGGAGAUUCCAGGAGAGGCCAGGAAGCCUUGCUCCGGGACCGAGCCCACCUGAGCCAGCAGCGCCGGCUCAAACAGGCCACCCAGUUCUUGCACAAGGACUCGGCUGACCUGCUACCCCUGGACAGCCUCAAGAGGCUCGGCACCUCCAAGGACCUGCAGCCACACAGCGUGAUCCAAAGGCGCCUGGUGGAAGGAAACCAGAGGCAGCUUCAGGGGGAGUCUCCCCUGGUACAGGCCCUGGUCCGUGGCCAUGGCAGCAGCAGGACCAGUGUGACACAGGUUCCAGCUCUUCUUGUCAACUGCAAGUGUCAGGACCAGAUGCUUCAAGUGGCCGUGGACACGGGGACCCAGCACAAUCAGAUAUCUGCUGGAUGCCUCAGGCGCCUGGGGUUAGGGGAGAGGGUUCCAAAAUCCCCUGGUGGGGAUCUGGCACCUGGGCUUCCAAGUCAGGUGGAACAGCUGGAACUGGAGCUGGGGCAGGAGACUGUGGCAUGCUCGGCCCAGGUGGUGGAUGUGGACAGCCCUGAAUUUUGCCUGGGACUGCAGACUCUGCUUUCCCUCAAGUGCUGCAUUGACCUGGACCGUGGAGUGCUUCGGCUGAAAGCCCCCUUCUCGGAGCUGCCCUUCCUGCCUGUGUACCAGGAGCCUGGCCAGUGACCACUGUCUCAGCCGGUCCCUAGGGCGACACCGUGCCUUAGGGGAAGAGUGGUGUGGAGUGGGUAUCUGCCUGAGCAGGGCAUCUGGAGGCCACUGCAUUAAUCUCUUCUCACCACCCUGACCCUGCACUGGGCCACCUCCCUCUCUGCCUCUCCAUAGCUGCCCCAGGAGCUUCUACUGAGCCUAUCUGUGACUCAAGGUCCUGGCUUCCCCAUUUUCUCUCUUAUCCAUGCCCAAGAGCAUAGCCAAGUCAGUAAUAGAAAGAGACCUACAUAAAACGGGC